CUGCAAGCCGCUCCCUUUAAGCAGAUUCCAACUUUCUCUUUCACAAAUGUUCCCGCUCGACUCCAGAUCACAGCUGGGGCAGUUGUUCGAUCUGAUGGAAUGAGUGACGUUCAAUCACUGACUGGGAGCUUUGGGGAGACCCUGACCCUCGACAAUCCAGAUACUCCAGUGAUCAGUAAAUAUGGGAUCAUCUGGUCUCAUGUUCAAGGGGGAACCUGUACCGUCUUAAUCCACUACGACGCUGGAGAAUGGGAGAAAAAUGCAACAGACAAGCACCAGCUGGAUGAAAAGACCGGAUCACUCAUCAUUCAGUCCCUCACUGCUAAUGACAGCGGACUUUAUGAGAGGCAGCUCAUCAGUGAGACCGAGGGCAUCGUGAUACCUCAAAAAUUUAUUGUGACUGUUGUGGGACCGUCCAGUUAUUCUGCAACACCAACAACACCAGCACAAACAUCAGCUGAUCACAGCACCGCUGGUCCAAAACCAACUACACCUCCAAAGAACUGGAUACUCUGGAUCGUUGGUGUUGGUGUACUGAUUGGGUUGGCCGUUCUUCUCGGCUGUGCUGUGUGGAAAUAUCGUGAGCGAAUCAAAGCUCAGUGUGAGCAUAAAAAAAGGUUUCGGGUUUGGUACGCGCUGUGUGAUCGAGAAGAUCCUGGAAGAUCCUCCAGACAGGAGAAUGUACCACAGGAUACAGCUGUGCAGUAUACAGCUGUGCAGGAUACAGCUGUGCAGUAUACAGCUGUGCAGGAUACAGCUGUGUAACGGACCUCCCACAGACGUCCAGCGUUACAAAGGUCAUGUUUAAUGCUGAGGACCUGACAGUGAGCAGUAAAUAGCAGUAAAUAUGGCCUCUGUCUUUACUGUCUGUCUCUUUAAGACAUUUGUCUACAAAAGAUCCAAAGAGCAGCUGCUGCACUGUGAACCUGUAACAUCCAUGCAGAGAGUCUUAGGUUUUUAAAGAUCAGACACAUAAUGAAGCCUUAAAGUCUGGCUCAUGUAUCUCAGUGGACCUGCUCUUUCUGAUAUGCAGUGCUGCUUUUACAUUUUCUUCAUCAGGUACUGAAUACAUGUUACACUGAUUCUGGAUGUCAGUCUCUGAUAACACCAAAGAUCCACAAGAAAGAGACAUUUGUGUAUAUUAGAUCAUCUUAAAUGUGUAAACGUUAUAAUAUAUCAUAUUAUUUAAGUAGUUUAGUCUGUUACUGUUGUUGUCUUGGAGCGACUGUAACCACAUCUCUGUGGGUGUCAUCAGUGAGUUCGCUGUAGUAACAGGAGGGCUGAGAUCUGCUGCCUACACGGCCAAAACCAUGAGAGCGCACAACACAUGGACGUGCGUACACUCAGUGAUGGCUUUUUAAAUUUUACCAAUGAAGAGAAUCCCACUGGGACGAUGUUUUUAAAAAGAAGAAGGAAAAAGUUUUUUUUGGUGCUGAUGCUCGAUUGUUUGGUUUCUGAGAACGCUGGCUGUAGUCAAGUAGCUGAUAUGUAAUUAGUUUCAAUACAUGUGCAUCAGUAAAUGAGCUCACAUUAACCAGAGGAAAGGCAGUGGGAAGCCUAUAAAGUCCGUCUAAAGCAGGGGUGUCAAACAUAAGGCCCAGGGUCCAGAAGCGACCCAGCAAAGACUCCAAUCUGGACCACCUGAGGGAUUUGGAAAAUGUGAAGGAGGGCACAAAUUUUGGGGCGUUUAAGUGUAGUUUUUGAAUAGAUAGUAACAGAUAAAUAAUUCAAUAACAUAAACGUUCCUGUUUUUCACUGUUUCCUUCAAUCAUAUGUGGCAGUACGAGCGGUGAGAAUAUUUCUCAAUUUUACGCAUUAAUCUUGUAGAAACACUGAGAUGUUCUCUUGUAUUGGCACUUCUUCUUCUUCUGUCAUGUUAAAAUAUCUCAGGGAUUAAAUGUGUAGUUAGCUUCACUCGUCUCGCUCACAUACGUGGGCUGUAAGUGGCCCUGGAUGUCAAAUGAUAUGGAUAUUCCUGGAUAUUCCUGGUUUAAACCAAACAGGAAUGACGUCUUUCCAAACAAACCAAAACUGAUUUUGAGGAAACUUGAAAUGCUCUGAGACACCCGUCUCUUUGGUGUUUACUGUUGUAAAAAUAUUGCAAUAAAAGACAUUUCCAAAGAUUACAGACUCCCUGUGAAGUGUGUGUGACAGACUUUACACGAUUGAUCUUUGGUAGUUUUUCCUUUUCUUUGACGUUGUUGUAAAAACCACAGUGAGACUGAAUGAUGCUGAUUUACUGAGAAUUUCAUGUAUUUGUACGGAUGGUGGAUAAAAUUCUGGUUAUAAACUUACAUUUACAUCUAUUUAAAUAAAGACUGUGAUUAGAAUCAAUUCACUUUUACUUUAUUUAUUGUGUUUGAUCAAGUUGAUCCUUGAACAUCAGGAUUUCUGUUGGUAGUUUGUCAGCUGUCAUGUUGUUGAUCUUUUAUAUACAGUCUGUGGUUUGAAGCCGCAGGGCUAACUGUUGUCACAGACCGCAGAUGUAAUCAGUGCUGUCAGUAAUCUGUAAUCCUGACUGAAUUUGACGCCAUGAGUAAUUAGGGCUUCUGCUCUGACAACAUUCAGGACAUGUAACCGUACACUGAUUGGUGGUCACAUACAUACAGUUAUACUCUGUAUCAGCUGUGGACAUAAAGUCUACUGUCAUUAUAAACAAGAAGCAUUUUUACAGAUGAGCCAUCACGAGGAAAGAAAUUCCUGAUUGUUAGAAGAGUGUAUGUUUGAUUUCUAUGAAGGGAACUUUGUAUGAAGUGUGAAUGGUAGUGAGGAACAAGUGUCCA
Oreochromis niloticus (Nile tilapia) is the source of this 2783-nucleotide messenger RNA. RefSeq lists its product as uncharacterized. The coding region runs from base 100 to 765 and encodes 221 amino acids. The transcript is spliced from 5 exons. The record is from RefSeq and is a predicted model, not a curated record. NCBI's taxonomy places the organism in Eukaryota, Metazoa, Chordata, Actinopteri, Cichliformes, Cichlidae.